UCUCUUUAUAGGUUACAUCCAGCAACACUGCUGCUAAUGGGAUAAAAGCUGAAGCGGAAAACUGGCUGUAAUCAAUGGAAGCUGGGUCAUAAAAAGAAUGUACCCACCCGAUGGCGAAAGUUAGCCAUCUUCCAAUGAGGCGCUACCCAUCGACGACGACGACGACAGGAACUUCAACGGACCAACAGAACCAGCAGCAGUCCCAGGGCUCGACCAAUGUAGACACCAUCAACUUUUACCCACCGGCCAACGCUAGUCAACAGCAACGGGACAAAUCCAAACGAACAUGGGGCCAACGCCUUAAGCUGACCAAAUCCACCACCGAACGCUCCGGCAGCAUCACAUCUGGCAGCAGCCCCUUCAAGCCACCCUCUUCAACCUCUUCCUCCUCGACGUCUCCCUCGGUUACGCUGGAAGUGCUGGACUACUCCUCGCUCCAGCAGCAGCACCACGCCCAACUUCAACACCUGCAACAGCGCUCCAAUGGUCCGUCUCUGUUGAAUUCCGCCGCAACCGGUUCGAUGAAGUAUGCCGAGACGACCACCUGGAUGUACGGCACGAUGCGCGGAAUGCCGGCCGGGAUGUCGCCGAUGCAUCACCACCAGCUCCAUCCGGGGCUGCUGCACCCGGCGAUGUUCUGCCCGAUGCCGCCGGGACCUCCUCAGGCCGAGGUAGCGGUGGUUAUCUGCUGCUGCCCGGAGUAUUUGAACGGGACGAAGCGGGACGUUAAGAAGGCGAGUGUGUGCAAGAGGUGCAAGGGAUCACGACUUCCGUUGGCGCCGAUUGGCGGGACGAUGCGGUUGACGUCGGGGACUACGUUUUUGGCGCCUCCGGCGCGGAGUAGUGCGGGGACGAUGAAGUUGGCUUCGACGUAUGGGAAGAAGAAUAGACCUACGAUAUUGGGGAGUUCUGGAGAUCCGUACGAUUUUAUGCGGAGGUCGCGGUUGAGUCAACCGGAGCAAGCGAAGCAGUCUGUGAAGAGUAGUAUUAAGGAGAAGUUGCGGGGACGGGCGAAGAGUUCGAGUCCGUCGAAGGGCCGGAGUAGAGUGGACAAGCGGCCACCGUCGCCGACGGGGAGCAAGAGCAGUGGGAGUCGAAGUUUGAGCGCAAGUCGUAGCAGUUCCAGUAACAAAGGCUUCAAAGACUGCUGGGUGGAACCGGAGGAAGUUCAGAUCGAUCCGGAUCCGGGAAGUACGGCCGGUGGCCGGAGGUCCAUCCUGCGUUGUGAUAUUAAUCCGUACGACCUGAUCUCGCUGAGCAGCGGGUUGAACAACGAGUUCUCGCCAACGGCGGCUAACGGCACCGACGAUUACGACCUGUCGGUGCACUCGCAAAAGUACGAGAACCUGCUGGACACGCUGUACGCCAAUCGGUACAACCCGGCGGCAACGGCCAACAUUGCGGCAAUCUCGGGCCAAAGAAUCAAACUCUUCGACGGCGAGUCGGCGGCACCGUCCGUGUACGACGACGUGGACGAGUACGUGUACGAUCCGGUGGAGGUCCAGCCGGACACCGGCAACCUACAGGAACCCAGCCGGAUCGAGGUCAUCCCGGAGCGACCUCCACGGACCAAACACAAACACGACAGCUCCUCCGCUACCGCGCGGGACGAGGACGUCAAGUCCCUUCCGUCGCAGAUCUCGUCCGAAGUGACCCAAAGUGCAAUAAAGUCGAUCCUGAAACGGCCCGGCAGUUCCGUGAUCAGCGCACCCACCGGCGACAAGCCCAGCUUCGACACGAUCCGGCUCAACCAAACGCUCGUCCAACGCCUCAACAAACUCACCUCGGACGAGGGAGUCUUUGCCAAAUCCACCGGAACCGUCUCGGCCCGCAACAUCAAAGCCCUGUCGUACAACGGCACCAACUCCUCCUCCUCCAACAAGGACCGGGACUCCAGCAAGCGCAAUUCGGGCACGCAGUUCUACCUGCCGAGCCCCCUCAACGGACCGUCUUCCCUGACGGCCCGCAAGAAGGUCCACUUCCUGGUCGAGCACAACGAAGUCAUCGACGACGACAAGUUCUUCGCCCAGCUGCUGCUCUCCGAAGCCAACGCGCGAUCGCUCGUCAAGCCGGCCGAACCGCCGACGGUCACGAUCGUCGAGGUCACCGACGACGACAGCAACGCCAAACAAUCCUCCAACGAAUCUGUGAUUACGACCCUGGUGAACCACCUGGAGCGGCAACGGGGACUGGUCAAAGAGAAGCAGCUGCCGUCUAGCCUGGAGAAAGUCCAGAUUCAGGAGGAAGUUCCGAAAGUGGCAGCUGUUGCUGCCGACGUCAACGAGGACAAAGAGAAUGCCGCCAACGAGCAGGACGACGAUGCAGACAACUCCCCGCCGUGGAGCAUCCGGCGCCGCUCCGGACCACCGGUCCGUCGCAGCUCCAGCGAGCGUUCGUCCCCUCCGCGGGUGACCUCGUUCAACGGGCAGCAACCAUCGUCAACCCAGCAUCACCACCCGACUCCUCGCUUCAUCGACACGAUGGCGCUGCGUGGCAAACAGGCUCGCCGAGAUUCCAGGGCGGUGUUUGACGAAGAAACGUCCUCGUCGUCUUCGUCCAGCUGUGGAACGCUGCUCGGUGGGGGUAAGAUGCGACCACGAGUUCCUCCACCACCUCCGCCUCCGCCGGCAAGUUCAACCGGGUCGUCCUCACCGGAUCAGCAGUCGAUCACGAGUGCGAGCACCGUGGAGGGUGGGGAAGUUGGAUGUAAGAAGUAUGAGAAUGAGAUGAUGGCGGGGAAGUUGAACGACCCUGAAGAGAGCAACAUCUACGAGGAUUUUUGCUUCGAUUUGAGUUCGGGGUCGGAGCGAAGCAGCGGGCGUAGCUCGACCGCUUCGCGAACCGUCGUUCAGGUGGCGUCGACUCCAACGGCGACUUUCAGCAAAGAAGUCGCGGCCGUCCAUCGGCUGGAGAUUCGCCACGAGGAUGAAGACAGCAGCUACGAGUCGAUGGGUCAGAAGAAGACCUCGAUUAUGAUCACCGGUGACGAUUGCUACUCGACGGUCAACGUGGACGACGACAACGAAACGCCGCUGUACCAGUCUUCGGUGGUCGUCAACGACGACGUCGUUUGCUCGCCCGGAAUCCACCAAACCUCGUUCAACACCGUAACGAUCAGCGUCAACUCGCCAACCUCAACGUUGCAACAUCCACGGCACAAAGCCGAUUCGACGCCCAACUUUGACGAGCAGAAGAACAACUUUCUGAACAGUGCAACGUCCAUCAUCCCGAUCGGCGGAACCACUUCGGUAACAGUAACAACUCCUACGGCCGAACCCGAACCGCAAGCGGCAGCUGUCCCGAAAUCACCCUCAACCGGCAAGACCUUUAUCAGUCUGGACUUUGACCGGGUGACGGCGAGCUUGCACGAGUCGCCUACUGCCGCCACUCCGGAGACUUCCGUCGAUGAAGAGCCGGAAGCAAGCGUCGACGACGAUGACGCGCCGAUUUCGAUAGUUCCUAGUGGUGGCGAACACGUAGAAGCAGCGAAGCAAUCCAAAGAUGAGAGCGUGGACGUAAUUCUGCGCAAUCCGGUGGAAGCGGUCAAGCGAAAUCUGGUGCCGCACAUUUGCGGCAAGUUGGCAGCGGCACGGGCGGAAGCGUCGACGGACGCGGUUGUCGUGAGGCGUCCGAAGCUGGACAAAGACGUCAGUAAGCGGAACAGCUUCAUCGCGAAGCUGCUGGAGGACCCGAUGCUGGGUCAUUUGGCGGAGGGGCUGGACUACGAGCUGGUGGCAAAGCUGAUCGAGAACUCGCUGAUGCGGUUGAAGGAAAGUCGCACCCAGCUGGACAUGAGUGGAACCAAAGACGAGGACGCGGUGUCGCGGAUGAUUGAGGAAUCGCUGGUGAAGAUCCAGGAGGAGCGACAGAAGCUGGAGGGGAAGAAGGGGGGUGAGAAGGAUAGCAAUAGGAGCAGUAUCAGCUCGGGCAACAGCUACGGCUCGGCGGCGUACGAACUGAUGGAGUUUGACGCGAGUGGAGAGCUGAGCGAUUGCUAUCAAAGCUGCUCGAGUGAUCUGACGGUGGAUGAGGAGCAGAACGCGAACAGUUCACGGAGCAAGUUCUACCAGAUGCUGGUGGAUGCGACGCUGUCGGAGAUCGAAAUCAGCACGGCGAACGACGACGAUCAUCACUAUGAGUCGAUCCGGUUGAACGCUGAUCCGAUCUACGAAGAGAUUAGUGACAUUCCACCACCGCUCCCGCUUACAGCUCCGCCGAUCGUGGACGAUCUUGACCGGGAAAAGCGAAACGCACGAUCGAUCUUCGAAGGCGCCUCCAAGUACGACAUCCUGUCCUACCUGGUGGACGCAAAGGAACGCGGGAUCGCCCAAGAGGAAGCGUACAACUUUCAGUUUGGCAACGCCAGCGACAUCAUCCUGGAGGAGGAAGAAGACGAAAACAUCACCGACCUGCGACACCACCAGCGACAAAUCUCCGACAUCAGCAGUCGCCUGUCGCACAUCUCCAACAUCAGCGACUCUAGCGAGGACACUUCUUCGCUCAUCGCCCAGCGAAAGGCGUCCGAGAUCGAACGGAACGACUCCGGUGUCGGAUCGGAGACGAGCAAAACCUCCCGCUCCAAGUGGCAAAACCCAUCCGUGACCUCCUCCCUCCUGGACAAGAUCAGUCCCAUCCACCUGUGCGAGGACUGCGACGGCCCGGUCGAAACCCAAAUCACCGAGUCCGGCGUCAUGUACGCCCCGCUCGUCUGCCGCAAGUGUGGCAAGAAACGAGCCGAGCGCAAGGAGAUCAUAACCGAAAUCGUCGAAACGGAGGAAAAGUACGGCCGCGACCUGCAGAUCAUCCUCGAAGAGUUCUACCAACCCAUGCUGGUGGCCGGUCUGCUGAGCCAGGAUCAACUCUCCGCAAUCUUUUUGAACGUGGAAGAAUUGCUCGAGAACAACCAGUUCCUAGCGGAGCGGAUGCGGGACGCGCUGGACAUUGCGAACGAACAGGGCGACGAGGAUCUGCUGACGGUCAGUGCCGGCCGGAUCUUCCUGGAGGCGGCACCGAUGCUGCACGCGUUCGAGAGCUACUGCGUGCGGCAGGGCGCGGCCAGCUUGCUGCUGGCGAACCUGGAGAAGGAGAAGGAACUGCUGAGGAUCUUCCUGCGCGUGUCGCAGAUGGAGAAUGCCGUGCUGAGGCGGAUGAACUUGAACUCGUUUUUGAUGGUUCCCGUACAACGCGUCACCAAGUACCCGCUGCUGCUUGCCCGACUCUUCAAGGUAACCCCCGCCCACCUGGAAGGUCGCGAGCUACUCAAACAAGCCCAAGAAAAGAUCGAACUACACCUGAACCACAUGAACCGCGAGGCCAAAGACGUGCCCACCAAGCUGUGGCGCCGGAUCUCCUCCGGCAGCCCCGCCGGUCGGCGUCUCUCCUGCGAGCUGGACAUGAUCAACAUCAAGCUGCGCAAGAUGGCCAUCGACGUGCUCGAGUGGAACACCGAGGAGGUCCGGUUCGCCAUCGAGGGCCGUCUCCUCUUCACGCAACCCAACGACGGAAACUGGAAGAAGAGCCGCACCAUCAAGCUGACCUCGAUCAACGCCCUGCUGGUGACCAAUGGAAAGCCAAGUCCCAGCUACAAGCCGGACCGGGCCUCGACGGAGCUGUUGAACUUCCCGCGCCACACCGGAAUCCGCGAGGCGUCGCUGCUGCUGGUGCGCGAGAAAAACGGCCGCUACACGCUGCUGCGGGAGCCGCUCUACCUGGACCGGUGCAUCGUGUGCACCGAGAACGACUGGGAGGACUACUUUGAGCUGCAGGAGAUUCUCUCGAAGGAGUCGUUCAUCUUCAAGGCCGAGGAUGGCACCAAGACGAAGCAGUGGUACAGCCAGCUCCAGUACCACUCCCAGGGCAUGGGCACCUGGCGGAAGCGGCGGAACGCGCUGGCCAACAUCAUGAUCAACGGAAUGAUGACGCGAACGUAGUGCCGUGUCCGCCGGCAAAACUUGUUUUUAGUUAGCUUUGGAGCGCCGAUAGUAGUUGUGUAGUUAGAGCUGUAGUUAAUUGUAAGAAGAAAACUAAGGAUGAUGAGUGAAAAAUUGAAAAAUUAGAGUGUGAAAAAUGUCUCUGGAUUAGCCGUAGAGAAAUUUGAAGAUGAGAAGAAAGAACGUUGAAUUGUCACAGUUCAUGAGAGAAGACUGAGGGUUGCAUACCCACAGGCGAUUCUUUGAACGAACUGUGGUACUUUUGGAUAUAAAUUAUGCCCAGAAAGUUUGCCAAAAUUUAAACAUCAUCAUUUUAGUAUUGAAAUCUCCUAAAUUUAUUUAACUUAUUGCAAAAUCAAUUCACUUCUUUCAAUCAUUUUUCAUACUUGUCGGCAAUGUAGAAACUCAAAAUCGAAUGAAGAAACCUUAAAAAAGAUGUUAUUUGCGCUUAGAAACCCAAUGUUUUAGCCCCCCAAUUAGAGAUUAGUUAAAACAAAAUCAUAAAACUAUUUAUUGUGAACCAAUUUCCACACCCCGAUUUGUGAAUGUCCCCAAAAAUUGCUUUGUUUUGAGUAUUGUAGAGAUAGUUUUCCCUUUAAGUAGGUAUUUAAACACCCCGUUUUUUCCCGUUUCUUUUUAAUUCAAUCCUUUUUCGAAAAAGCUUAACAAGCAGCGAUUGUAUACUAUUUAGUAGUUGUAUUUUACUUAGCUUUUGAUUUACUUUACUAUAUCCCAUUUGAAUUUUGCGCGUGUUGAUUUCCCAGCGUGUGUAAAACAAAUGUAUAGUGGAUACAAGGCAGAAUUAGCUAUUAAUCAUCCCUAGGUUUUACACCUGUCGCUGGUUGAGAGUAGCAUCCUGAAGAAACACAACGCAAAACAAUGGCAAUGUAAAAUCGAUGAAUCUGUAAUCAAAAUGAAUAAAAAUUCUGAAAAAAUAA
Messenger RNA from Culex pipiens pallens (northern house mosquito), 6868 nucleotides. RefSeq lists its product as uncharacterized. Bases 111 to 5930 code for a protein of 1939 amino acids. The transcript is spliced from 8 exons. The record is from RefSeq and is a predicted model, not a curated record. Gene Ontology annotation, biological process: positive regulation of Rho protein signal transduction. NCBI's taxonomy places the organism in Eukaryota, Metazoa, Arthropoda, Insecta, Diptera, Culicidae. Gene Ontology annotation, molecular function: guanyl-nucleotide exchange factor activity.